AUGGCUCAGGCUCUGCGCGCGUCUCGUGAGAGCGCCGACGACGUGGCGGCUGGUUUUUAUACAUUCCGAGACCCUCUCCCAGAACACAUGAGCGAGAUCUCGGCGCUCUUGUCCGAGUUAUUCGCCAUCAGCUCAUCCUUGUCCGCUUUGCAACAUCUAGCAGAAGAUCCCCGAAAUCGCCGCUAUUUUGAAAUGAUCAAACCCGAUUUGACCGUGGUGCAAGCCAGUUUCACAUAUACGAUUGAGGAUAUCGGCGAUAUUUUCAGACGUCUUGAUGGCCCAGAUGCUAGUCCAGCGAUGUACAAGCGCACAUGGGCAUUUAUGAGUCGGUUCUUUUGGGAUCAAUCAAACUACUCCCUGGCAGCCCGCCUAGCCAAGUAUAAGACGGCCUUUAAAGAGUUCUAUGACUUGGUAAGAGAUGGUCACUAUACCUCGUCAACCCUCGUGAUGCUCGUCAAUCAAUUCAAGGCCUUACUCUCCAUACAAGAUGGUCUGUUCGCUGCUCGCUUUGAAGGCAUGACACUCCGCCCGGAUGACUCGCCUAUCGGCCACCGCCCAGCGACUCCCCCGAGCCCGGUAAGGGAGCGCCUCCCAAGGGAGCGCCCGGUGAGGGAACGUCCGACGAGUGGCCGCCCGGUUAUUGACCUGAACAGACGGCGCCGGAGGUCAUUCGAGCGCGCUCGGCCGUCGCAUAUGUCUCCUCCGCCAAUGUCGCCUUCCUCCGGCACUUCUUCGGAUUUCCCGCCGUCUGUCCCGGAUAUCCCGCUCUCGCCGUUCACUUCGACAUCCGCUAGUACUAGCGCGGAUGUUAUUCAAGAACACUGGGCCAAGGAUACAUUCGGGUGUAAUACUACCAACACUCCUCUACCGUCUUCGAGAGAAAAGUCACGCUGCUGCGGAGAAUCUCAACCUGGCAUUAAACAAUCAAUUAAAGACAAGGGCUAUGAGGAACUCAUCCACCUAUGCCUAAACGACGAGUCCGAUAUGCGUGUGGCCUUUUAUCUAAGGAAAACAGACCAUCGUGUCCGCAUCCUUUGCAAGAAGCCCCACCGGACGGGGCCUAGCGACUACUACUGCUUGCCGCUGAAUUUACUCGAGCUCAUGCGAGAUGGCUCUUGCCUCCGACUGUGCAGGCGGCGGAAUCAUGGAACAGAGCUUGUUUUAUGGACCCUGUUGAAGUUCAGCACAUUGGAAGAUCUAGUGCUAUUCCAUAACGUAUUCCUCGCCUUGCGCUCCCAGGAUGCAGGCCAUCCUAUAGGAGAAAUCCUAGACCACGAGCUGACACACGAACAGCAACGCUUUGGAGCCCCGAUCACCGACGAUGGGUACAUGCAUGCGCUGCGCGUAUACAAAGACACGGUGACUGGAGCCGUAAGAAUGCAGGCGUCAGUCCACCUAGGCGAGAUGAAUCACACACCCGUCUGGACAGCAUUCGUCACCCACAACCUUGGGAAACGCAGUUGGCUUAAGUUGCAGGGUUCCAAAACGGUGAUUGUGCGUGAUAUCAAGCCCAUCAUAUUUAUGUCUGUCGAUGAUUACGACCCCCCGCAGACCUCACAAGGUUAUCAUAUCCUGGAGUUCACGCGCUCUUCUGAUGCUCGGAUGUUCGUGGAUGUCAUGGAUGAACUGGGCGAUUGA
Penicillium roqueforti is the source of this 1638-nucleotide messenger RNA. RefSeq lists its product as uncharacterized. The transcript is spliced from 8 exons. Bases 1 to 1638 code for a protein of 545 amino acids. Lineage: Eukaryota; Fungi; Ascomycota; Eurotiomycetes; Eurotiales; Aspergillaceae. The record is from RefSeq and is a predicted model, not a curated record.